This is a messenger RNA of Paralichthys olivaceus (Japanese flounder), 1160 nucleotides long. RefSeq names its product endothelial differentiation-related factor 1 (gene edf1). Gene Ontology annotation, molecular function: DNA binding. Gene Ontology annotation, cellular component: nucleus. The record is from RefSeq and is a predicted model, not a curated record. NCBI's taxonomy places the organism in Eukaryota, Metazoa, Chordata, Actinopteri, Pleuronectiformes, Paralichthyidae.
CCUUUAUGUCACUGUUCAUCGUUUUCAAUAAAGCUUUGGCAGAACGCGUGGGUGAUCACUGUGGACGGAGCGUGAGUCCGCUGAAGAAGAAGCAGCGCCGCGUACACAACGCUUCGUUUUGAGCAGGGAGCGAGUUGAACUUGUUUCUGAAUCUGCGGAUCAUCGAGUGGAAACAUGGCAGAGAGCGACUGGGACACGGUGACUGUGCUGAGGAAGAAGGGGCCGACCGCUGCUCAGGCCAAAUCCAAGCAGGCUAUCACGGCUGCUCAGAGACGUGGGGAGGACCUUGAAACAUCCAAGAAAUGGUCUGCAGGACAGAACAAACAGCAUCUGGUCACGAAGAACACGGCCAAACUGGACCGGGAAACGGAGGAGCUGCACCACGAGAGGGUCACCCUGGAGGUGGGCAAGGUCAUCCAGCAAGGCAGACAGGAGAAAGGCCUGACCCAGAAAGACCUGGCCACUAAAAUUAACGAGAAGCCUCAAGUCAUUGGAGACUAUGAAUGUGGGAGAGCAAUUCCCAACAACCAGGUCAUGUGCAAGAUAGAGAGAGCAAUUGGGCUGAAACUGCGUGGGAAGGAUAUGGGCCAACCCCUGGAGGCAAAACCCAAGAAGAAAUGAAAACAAAGCCUCGAAAUCAGCCCCCCCCACACCCCCAGUCCCAUUUUACCCUUUAUCUGAAACCUGAACUCCCACCCCAUAUCCCCCACCUCCUCCUUUCCUUUCCUCUCUUCCUCUUCCCUUCCUCUACCCGGGCUGAUCUCACCUGCGUCCUGCCUGAGGACCAUGGUGCUCCACUGCAUCACAGGCUGCAUACUAACCAGUCAUCUGAAGACACUCUUCUGACCGCAUAUUCAAAAGAAUAAUUGAACGGCCUUUUUCGACAUCGCAAACUCGUUUCUGUUCACCUUAGGUCAGCGUAUGCUUUGGCAUGAUGAACUCAUUAUUUUUGAUAGUGAUAUAAAAUCAUUAAAAGGAUUGUGUGUUUUUCACGACCAGACAAACGCGUUCGACUAACUGUAAUUCUGAGCAUGAUGUUAAGCCAAAAGUGCUUGAUUGCAUCUGAUUUUUUUUUUCACACACUUGAGUGGAUGUCAUUACAGUGUUUUUAAGGCUGUGCUUUGUUUUGAUCUAAAAAAAAAAUAAAGUUUGGCACUUCA